Messenger RNA from Cuscuta epithymum, 777 nucleotides. NCBI's taxonomy places the organism in Eukaryota, Viridiplantae, Streptophyta, Magnoliopsida, Solanales, Convolvulaceae. The record is from the annotation of a GenBank genome assembly.
AAGUGGGUUGGGCCUGAAAGUUGAUGUUCGACAGUGAGCUGUGCUGUUCAUAAUGCAUUGUUAGGGUUUAUUACUACUGCCGCGUCUACUCUUUACAUACUGGUCAGGCAGGCGGGCAGGCCCUAACAACAGAGAGAGAUCGGAGCAACAGAGAGACAUCGGAGUAGGAGGAGCAAUGGCGAGGAUUAAGGUACAUGAGCUGAGGCAGAAGUCGAAAGCGGAGCUUUUGGCUCAGCUGAAAGAUCUGAAGACGGAGCUCGCUUCUCUCCGAGUCGCCAAGGUCACCGGCGGCGCCCCCAAUAAGCUCUCCAAGAUUAAGGUGGUGAGGAUGUCAAUUGCUCAAGUGUUGACUGUGAUUUCCCAGACGCAGAAAGCUGCACUAAGGACAGCUUACAAGAACAAGAAGUACUUGCCCCUUGAUCUACGUCCCAAGAAGACCAGAGCCAUCCGCAGACGCCUCACUAAGCACCAGGCAUCUUUAAAGACAGAAAGACAGAAGAAGAGAGAGAUGUAUUUCCCUUUGAGAAAGUAUGCUAUUAAGGUUUAAUUAUUACGGGGUAUUAUAAUUAUUACGUACCUAGUGAGUUGUUUAGCUGAACUUGGACGAUGCUGCUUUGUCCCUUAAUUUUUUGCAUGGGUUAUUGUUUUUAUUUUUGUUUUGACAAGCAUACAGGACCAAUGGUGGAAUGUGUUAGUUUUGUUUUUGCUUCCCAAGAUUGUCUAGCAUUUAGACUAUUAUUAUUGGAAAAUACUACCUCCGUCCCAAAUUGAGUUGCA